CGCUCCUUGUUGGGCUUUCUCUCCGCUCGUCCCGGCGCCCUGUUUCCGGCAGCGAAGCGGUGGCAGCUCCGUCCUUCCGCCGGCUGCUCGUCCGGCGCUGUGUGCGUGUGGCCGCCGCCAUUUUGUGAAGAAAGGCGGCGGAGGCGAGUCCGCGGCCGGUUGGUAGCGGUCUUGCAGUGCCGUCCCUCCGCCUAUAGCGGGGAGAAGGGGGAGGUGGGGUCGGGCUCCGCCUCCCAGCAUUGCGGCGGGGGAGGCUGUCGUGUACUGGAGCAUGUUUUUACCAAGAUCUGUUAAAGUCAAGAGAACUGCUGCUGAGGAUGGAAGUUGUACAGCUGCUAAGAAAAAUAGAUUGUCUUCUGGAGAAUCUUUGCUAGAGGAGACGACCAAGUUUGAAGACUGUAAGUCAGUUAGAACAGAAACUUCUGCUUCAGGGUGCAGUGAAGUUGUACAAGAACACGCAGAAGCUGCAGCUGCAGACCCUGGUGUUGUUAGUACAGCUUUGGGAAAGGACAACCAAAAUACUGAUGAAGGCAGCUCUUUGGAAGAACCCAUAAAAUCCUUCAGCAAAUCCCAGCGCUGGGCAGAACCUGGAGAACCUGUAUGUGUUGUGUGUGGUCGGUAUGGAGAGUAUAUCUGUGAUAAAACAGAUGAAGAUGUUUGUAGCUUGGAAUGUAAAGCCAAACACCUUCUACAGACUCAAGAAAAGGAAAACAAGCUAAAAUCUGAUCAACUCACCAAAGCAGAUUCUCAGUCAGAAGCACAACUGCCUAAUACACCUUAUUUCUACAGGGAUCAUUCCUUUAUUUUAAAUUUGCAGGAUGAGCAGAUUGAGAAUCUUAAACUGCAGCUAGGUAUUGCUGUCCAGGGCCAGCAAAUUCCAAGACCUAUUUUAGAGUUUCAACACUGUGGUUUUCCUGAAACUUUAAACUACAAUUUAAAGAACUCUGGCUAUGAAGUACCAACUCCUAUCCAAAUGCAGAUGAUCCCUGUUGGACUGUUAGGGAGGGAUAUUGUUGCUAGUGCAGACACAGGUUCUGGAAAAACAGCAGCCUUCCUGCUCCCUGUUAUUAUGAAGGUUUUGAAAGAGACAGAAACUCCAUCUGCCCUUAUUUUGUCACCAACAAGGGAGUUAGCAAUUCAGAUAGAGAGACAAGCUAAAGAAUUGAUGGCUGGAUUGCCAAACAUGAGAACUGUUCUCCUGGUAGGAGGCUUACCACUGCCACCACAGCUUCACCGUCUCAAGCAAAGUGUUAAGGUUAUAAUAGCAACACCUGGAAGGCUUCUUGAGAUUUUAAAGCAAAGUUCUGUUCAACUGCAUGGCAUAAAAAUCGUAGUGGUGGAUGAAGUGGAUACCAUGUUAAAAAUGGGUUUCCAGCAGCAAGUGUUGGAUAUUUUGGAAGACAUCUCUCACGAUCGUCAAACUAUACUGGUGUCAGCCACGAUUCCAGUGGGCAUUGAACACUUAGCAAAUCAGCUUCUGCACAAUUUUGUAAGAAUAACAGUUGGAGAAAAGAAUCUCCCGUGUUCCAAUGUUCGCCAGAUUAUCUUGUGGGUAGAAGAGCCAUCUAAAAAGAAAAAGCUAUUUGAAAUACUAAAUGAUAAAAAACUCUUCAAGCCUCCAGUGUUGGUAUUUGUGGACUGUAAACUAGGAGCAGAUCUGUUGAGUGAUGCUGUUCACAAGAUUACAGGAUUGCAGUGUACAGCUAUGCAUUCUGAAAAGUCUCAGGUGGAAAGAACAGACAUAUUACAGGGAUUACUUCAGGAGAAGUAUGAAGUUAUAGUAAGUACUGGAGUCCUUGGGCGAGGUCUGGACCUUGUCAACGUCAAACUGGUAGUAAAUUUUGAUAUGCCUUCAAGUAUGGAUGAAUAUGUACAUCAGGUUGGAAGAGCAGGAAGGUUGGGUCACAGUGGGACUGCAAUUACUUUUAUCAAUAACAACAGCAAGAAGCUCUUUUGGGAUGUUGUGAAGAGAGUAAAACCAACAGGCACCAUUCUUCCCCCACAGCUGCUUAAUUCCCCGUAUCUUCAUGACCAAAAGAGAAGGGAACAACAGAGACUUAAACAAUUACAGAAUAGGCUUGUAACAGGAGAUAAUAUAAUGGACAUUAUUAGAAAACAUGACAAAAAUAAUUCUCAGAGGUAAUAAAGAUAUAUUUAUAGUUAUGUAAUCAUAAUUAAAGUGUGAUUAAAAAUAAACAUGGAGUUUUGAUGCCUUGUA
This is a messenger RNA of Pezoporus occidentalis (night parrot), 2218 nucleotides long. RefSeq names its product DEAD-box helicase 59 (gene DDX59). Bases 272 to 2143 code for a protein of 623 amino acids. The transcript has 8 exons. The record is from RefSeq and is a predicted model, not a curated record. Lineage: Eukaryota; Metazoa; Chordata; Aves; Psittaciformes; Psittacidae. Gene Ontology annotation, molecular function: nucleic acid binding; ATP binding; RNA helicase activity.